AUGAUGGAGACUGCAGUGCUCGAGAAGACUAUUAUCAAGCUUGGCUCACUGCUCGCACUCGGCUUCGGAGAGGCCGGCGCCAGCAUUGUGGCUGACAACAUGCAGGGCCUCGACUCCGCAGGCGUGAAUGCAAUGGUCCCAGGCAGUCGCGUGGAUUGCAUCAUCGGGUCAGCCUCCAUCCGCGACUUCAGCACGGCCACGGAGGUUCUGCAGGGCAAGGUCAUGACGUUCGUCAACCAAAUUGCAGAGAUCGUUCAUGGCCUCGUUUGCGAGUUCCAUGGCGCUCCCAACAAGAACAGUGGUGAUCGCUUCCUCCUAAUCUGGCGACUUGGAGGCCUGAGCUACGAACAGCAGACGCGGCUCGCCGACAUGGCAGUGGUGUCAUGUGUCAGGAUUUUGGGCUGCACCCAUACCAACAAAACCUUGGCAGAAUACCGCGGGCAUCCUGGUCUCAUCCAAAGACUUGGAGCUCACUGCAGAGUGAACUUGAGCUUUGGUCUUCACCGCGGUUGGGCAAUCGAGGGCGCUGUCGGCAGCGAGUUCAAGAUUGAUGCGUCGUACCUUUCACCGAACGUGAGCAUUGCGGAGACCUUGGAAUUCGCCACGAAGGUGUACCACGUCAGCAUUCUGGCUUCGCAAGAUUGCAUAACAUCGUGCUCCAAGGCAUUAGCACGACAGUGCAGACUCAUAGAUAAGGUCAACAUGAAGGGGUCCAAGACUCCUCUGAGCCUGUAUGUGUACGAUGUGGAGACAGAUCGAGUUCCCGUGCAUGAAUACAGUACGGCGCUGGAGUGGAGUGUGCGGCAGCGCUUCAAAGCACGUCAGCUCUUCGAGGUGGAGAAGACGAAGAAAUUGACGAGCGAGGUCAACAUCGUUGAAGACUUCAUCAACGCUAGUGUCGAUGUUAAAGCUAUGCGAAAGCUCUACACCACUGAGUUCCUGCAGCUCUUCAACAUGGGGUACCAGAACUACUCAGAGGGUGAAUGGCGUGUUGCCCGACGUCUGCUGAAGGCAACACAGGACAUGCUCGGUUUCCAGGAUGGCCCCAGCACGGCUCUCUUAGCUUUCAUGGAGACGCCUUACCAAUUCGAGGCUCCUCCCAAAUGGACAGGUGUUCGAGACGUGAUGCUUGCGGUGACUGCCUUCACGGGUUCAAGUUCAUCUCCGCAUGACUUUCUGGUGCAAAUCCUUCAGGGCAUCUUCCGGCCAAUGGCGAAGGGAGGCAAGAGAGGGAUUGAGAGUGCUGCAGGCCUAAUCGCGAUUGCCGCUGCUGUAUCGGUGCCUGCAGUUGCCCGCGCAGGGCCAUUUGUCAGUUUCUUGUCUGACGUUCUGCCUAUAAAGGAAGCUCAGCGCGCUUUUGCGAGAGCUGACUGGGAGAUCCGAGAUGGUGUGAACCGAGUCACGGAAGUCGUGACCUCUCCCGUCAAACCGCCAGAGGUGCUUGAUGCCACUGGAGCAGAGGCAGCGGUCAUGGCUGCAGGAAUGGCCGCUGCAGAUGCUGCUGGCCUGGACAGGCAGAAGCUCGCGCGUCGUCAGGCAGAACUUGCGGAGCAGGAGCCGAAACGACUUCGAGGGCGGGCAGAAGCUGGCCUUUUCGAGACAGAAAUGCUGGGCUCGGUUACGAUGCACAUGGCUGCAAACUUGGAAAAGCCGGCCUUCCAAGCGUAUUGCAGCUGGAGGGCAUUUGGCGAGGCUCUUCGUGAGAUGAGCACCGCCUCAACUACGAAAUUUAGACGCGUAUUUGGGCAGCAGCUGCUCGCCGGUCGGCUGCGGAUGUUUCCCCCCAAGCCAACGAUCAAAGCAUCACCUGAGCAGGCGACGAUUCUCGUCAAGCAGAUAGAGGCCGCCCUGGUUGCCUUGACCAAUGCCGGAUUGUGCUCGAAAGUAACACCACAAGUGGACGAGGUACUUGUGGAAGUUUGGGGCGAAGGUGGAAGUGAAGAGCUGGUUCUACCGAUAUUGAUUGAAGGUGAUCCGCUGGUGGAUGCGCAGCUCCUUCUGUCUGAGGAGCUUGCACCGCCAGUGCUUCCUGACCCGAUAGUGGCAGUACUUACGGCAUGGCUCGAAGAGGCUGCUGGACCAGGAUAUGCUUCCUUGCAAAACUAUUAUGUGAACUCUCGCUGGCGUGGCAGAAAUGAAUACUCCAACAUGGUGUAUGUUCCAAAGCAGCGCCUUUUCCAACUCACUUUGCAUAGGCCUGGUAAUCGUGUAAGCUGUUCCGGUGAGUCAGUGGGCAAUAGCGUGCUAUGGUGCUGUUCUCUCACUCGGAUCAUGGGACGGCGAAGCCGCUUGGUCAACGCGUGUGUGAAACAGACAACCAAUGAAAGGCAUGAUGAUGGCCCGUUCAUCGACUACAUGUUCCGGGAAGUGGCCCGCCGGGGGCUGUUGCGAGAUGAAGAAGCUGUGGCCAAUUUCACAGCUGACCCACUAUCCUUUGUUCGACGUAUCUUGACAUCUGACUAUGCAGCACAGGCCACGGCUGAUCAGACGCUGGUGCGUGAGCAGCUCAUUUGGAAGAUGACGCAUGUCCUGCGAGCCGAUCAUUCGCCAUCCGCCAGAAAUCAUUGGAAGGUUGUGCAGGAGGUUUACCGAGUCCUGCGUGCAGCAAGAUUGCUGAGAACUAGGGUGAGCUUGCAUCUACUUCAGAAGAACAUCCAGGAGACCAUUGAUAGGAAGGAAGCAAGAAAGCAGGCCGAGACGACAUUCAAUCGGCACAGUCGUUUGAAGGACUUCUGGCCACAGUUCCACAACUCUUCACGGCUGGGUACUCCGUUGGAUGUCAGGAGCUUCACAGCAAGUGACGUCGCUUUGCCAGCGCUGGUACCCAGUCACUUGGGAAAGGCAAAGGCUUCGAAGGCCUCAAAAAGCCUCAAGGAUCUCGAGUGGAAGACUCGCAGUGCCCGCAGCCAUUGCUCUGCAGGUUCCUGGAACUGGCUGCCAGCCGUGACGGAGCCGCCCCUGAACGCAGUCAAGGAUGGUAUUGCGCGGUCUGCAUCAACUUCCAAGAUCAGUCCGGACGCGAAAGACGCGAAGCAAGACGCGGCUUCAAAGGACAUGUGCGGCCUGACCAGUUACGUGCGAGAAAAGGGAGAGAUGUUCCCAAAACUCAUUCCAGACGCCACGACGUUGCCCACAUCAUUGCUUCCAAGCAUUCAGGACAAUCCAAAGGAGUCUGUCCUGCUGUACAAGGGCAAGUUCCAGCGUCCGUGGCAGGUUGGUCAACUUGCAAAACAGUCACUCUCCACAAAGCAAUACCUUAGCGCCUGUAACCGAGAAGGGCUCUUGCCCUCGACAGAUCCCUUCGUCACGGGCCACUCUGACUGCAUAAAUGCCAAGGCUCAGGGCCUUUCAGACCGAGACCUUUUGGCUAUAUGCGAAAUGCUUGACACCGGCUCUCCCGUGCGAGAGUUAGACUUGGAAGGGAAUGCAUCCAUCUCAGAGAAAGCUUUCAUGCAUCUCUUCACUUAUUUUCAAGACUCCACGGAUGGUCAAAGAGAGAGGCCUCGCAAUCGGAACCUCCAGAAGCUGAGUUUGGCCGGUUGCCCCAAUUUGGUGCAAGAUGAGCCCUUUGCAGGCCUCAUUCAGUUGCUGAACUCUGUGAGCAUGCAAAACUUGCUGUCUUUGAACCUGGCGGGUUUGGCGAUUGGCGUGAAUUGGCAGGUUCCCCUUUGCAAAGCUAUUAGAAAUCACAGUUCCCUCAAAACUCUAUCCUUGGCGGACACAGGGCUUGGCACCAGAUCCUCAAGUGAUGAGGACGACAACACGAUGAUUUGCAUUGUGGAGUUGCUUAGCAGUCGAAGUAUAGUGCACUUGGACCUCAGUUGGAACUGCUUCGGUGCGCUUGGAUUCGACUUCCUCGGCCAGAAGUUGAUUGAGUUGGGCACGCUGGAAAAACUGGACCUUGCGAGCUGCUCAACCUUGUCCAAAAAGUCGCCUUGGAGCUCUUCCAUGGUUUACUUGCUUGAGCAUCUGAGUGAAAACACAUCCUUGCAACUCUUGAAUAUUUCAGGGAACUACUUGGACUUUCGAGCAGCACUUCUUCUUGAGGACUCUCUGGAGAACAACACGGUCUUGCGAGAGAUGGACGUGUCACACAACGGUCUCGGCAAUUUGGGGAUUCGCAGCUUGCUACGCUUACUUGCGAGAAAAACAUCAGGCUUGCAAUAUUUCCAUUUCGAGAAUUGCAGCAAAGGCACAGUCGUUGGAGCCCGGACAGAUUUGCAAAUAUUCCGUGCAUCUCGCCCUCAAGGGCGGUACAAGUUUGAUUUGGCACAGCCCUAUCAUCGGACCUUGCUUCGCAUGCUGUACAAAACAGCAGAGCGACUCAAUGUGGCUUUCGACCAAACCUUCCGCGACAUGACUGCUUCCCCGCCUUACAGUCAUGCAUCCAAGAAUUCCAGUGGCAUCUACUCACUACCACAGGCUGGUACUCUUGAGCUGACAUUUACCAUGGAUAAGGUGCUCGAGGACAGAGCUGCCCUGGCAAAGGGCAGUUCAGACUCUUUGGAGUUUAACUCAGUGCUCACGUGCCAUGCCCAGUUGCUGCGGAUCUUGCCCGGCCGCUCAAAGCAAGUUGCGCUGCUGGCUCAAUGGAGGCGGAUGGAAGGCUUGCGAGAGGAGCAAAGCAUCAUGAUUGAUGCUUUGUCCAAAGACUUCCGACUUAGCUUCGCUCAGAUCGCAGUAAUGUGCCAAGACCGGGCUCAGAUUUGGGAUGUUAUGGCAAGCCUUCAGUGCACUCCGCUUGAAAGCCCCUUGCAAGCCUAUUUGGGAAUGCGCCUCAUUCCCAAUUCCUGUGACUAUGUGAGAAUGCUUCAGCGGUCAGCACGGCAAUUCUCGUUCAACGCUGACAAUCCUACUGGUCAUUAUUCUUUGGACAUGUCCAAUCCGGUGGAUUAUGGAGUGGCCGAAAGCCUGGCAAUCCUAGACAACUGGGAGGGCAUUCUGCGAACAAGGGAGGGCGGGACAGACACCUCGCAGCUCGGCAACAACUCUCACGCCCGCAACGUUCAGCAUGCAAAUUGCCCCCUUCCAUGCAGUCUCACAGAUUGGAUUCUCGCAGAAAGCGACAUCCUCGAGCUGGACUACAACAGUUCUCAGCGGCCGAAAGGCGCUGAGCCUGUGAAAGAUGACCAGUUCGAGCUUAUCAUCACGGCUUUGCUCCAGUUUGCACGGUCUCCUUCUCGCUGCCGGCUACAAGCUCUUCUGCAGAUUUCCCACACACUUUACUUGACAUGCUUGCAGCUACGUCAAAUUCUUGACCUCUUCAAAGAUUCAACUACUCGCUGUGAUGCCUUCGCGAUGUUUUACAACCGCAUUGCGGAUAUCCAAUUUGAGAAACUCGUGCGGAUGAGACUAGACGAUGAUGCAUCAACUUCCAUGUUGCAACGGUUAGGCUAUGCCGCAAGCUUCCCCUACCUCCAACCGGAGCAGAUUCACAUUCAGUUGAGCUUCAAGAACUUUGACGAGAGGCUGUUGGUAAGUUCUCUUCUGAAGCUGUCUGGAAAGGAAAGUCCAUCCAACCUGAAGGACCCUUUAUACACUUCCGGAGAAGGCACCGUGGAUCCACUCACGCUCGGAAUUCCUAAGUCUUGGGAACAGAUGUCGAACGUACCAAAGCACGGUGUCUUCGAGGCGGAGUACGUGUGCCGAGCCGACCAGCGCAGCUUCAAGAUGAGGAAAGAUCUUCUCGAGCAGAUGGGAAGCUGGCAAACGGAAAUCGGAGAGGAAGAUGUGUUCCUCUGCAGCUUCACCAGCAAGUUGCCUGCCGAUGUCCUUUUGCUCACAACUUGGAUGAUAGCGAACUGCGAAACUCUUCCAGCUGCAUUCGCACAGAUGAGGCAGGACAAGGACAAGGAUGCCGACGGACAGAUGAGCAGCCGUGAGUUCGAAGAAGGAUGCAAACGAAUGGGAUUUGCCAGAUUCAAAGGGCCGGGGGAGCAGCAUCGUUUCCAGACGGUGUUUCGAUUCAUUGAUGUUCGUUCGGAAGGCAAGAUUUCGCUGAAAGAUUGGGAUGCUCUGAGAUAUGUGGAGCAGGAUCUGAAAUUAUGCAUUGGGGAGACGAUGCUAUGUUGUCGACGGCUCUUUGGUGACGUGGCAAGUUCUUGGGCUGCGCUUAGUGACGGCACUGCCACGAUGACGCUGGAGGAAUGGCAAGAAGCUUGGGAUACGCUGGGCUAUUUUGGUCCGGUUGCGCAAGUCUUUGCGUUUUUGGACAAAGAUGGUUCUGGCAGCUGCAGCAGCACUGCCUUUGAGCAGCUGUCAAAGCAUGAGGUGCCGUUGCAGGACAUGCUGGGCGGAGCGAAACAAGAGUCAUGA
This is a messenger RNA of Symbiodinium necroappetens, 6315 nucleotides long. NCBI's taxonomy places the organism in Eukaryota, Dinophyceae, Suessiales, Symbiodiniaceae. The record is from the annotation of a GenBank genome assembly.